AUGAAGCUUUUUCCAGUUUACGUUCUUCAUAGUGGUGAAUGUGAAGAAAAUAAGUUUAUCAAUUUCGUCAACGAUUGUGUAAUAAUCGAGUCGACAUUCAGCUACAACAAUUUAGUUGCAGCUAUUUCGGAACAGAUUAGAAUCGAUUGUGAGUUAAACACAUUGGAGAUUAACUUUCUCCCAAAGGAUGGUUUGCCACCGAUCCUGAUUUACAACGAUACAUGUGUUAAGGUGUAUAUCGAAUUAAAGAAGAAACACUUGAAUUUCACUGAAUACCAGUUGUAUGUGACGGUGAAAGAGAUUUAUGAUAAUCGUUUGGUUGGUACAAGUUCCAGUUGUUUGGUUGCUAGAAGUUCCAAUUGUAUAGAUGUAUCCACAAUUGAUAGCACUGAGAUUAUGCCUGAUAUCGAAUUUAUUGAAAACACGAAAUUUAGUGAAAACACGGGUAUAAUAGAUGAUAUGUUGAACGAAUUUGUUGAGGAAGAUCAAGUUUACAAGGAUAAAGAGACAGUUGUCAGUGUGAUGAAGAACUUGGCUGUACGCGAGAGGUUCCAAUUCAAGGUGAAGAGAUCAAGCGCAACAAGGUAUCACCUUAUGUGUGUGAAUGACAAUUGUGCUUGGAGUUUCAAAUCUUCUGCCGUUUACAAGGCAAACAUAUUCAAGGUGAGAAGUUACAAUAAUAAUCACACAUGCGGCUAUGGUGAAAGAUACUUAACACAACGUCAAGCUAUUUCGGGUGUAAUUGCUAGUAUAGUCAAGGACAAGUAUGUUAAUCCAAAAAAAGUUUACACCGCAAAUGAUAUAAUAGAGGACAUACAAAAGCAACAAGGGAUUGAAGUGAGCUACAUGAAAGCAUGGAGAGCUAAAGAGAUAGCAAUGGCAAUGAUAAGAGGGAAUCCGAGCGAUUCAUAUAAGGAGUUGCCAAGGUAUUUGUAUAUGUUGGAGCAUACAAAUCCAGGAACGGUUAUAAAGUUGCACAAAUCAGAAGAUGGAUGCUUUCUUUAUGCAUAUAUUUCGCUAUAUGCAUCUAUCAAGGGUUGGGAGCAUUGCAGACCGAUAAUGGUUGUUGAUGGAAGUUUCCUUAAAGCAGCAUAUAAGGGUACCAUAUUGACUGCUUGCACACAAGAGGGAGCUGGAAAAAUCCUUCCACUUGCAUAUGCAAUUGUAGAUUCAGAGAAUAACAAAUCUUGGGAGUGGUUCUUCGUCCAGAUAAAGGGUACUUUUGGUAAUGUCAAGCGCACAUUCAAGAAACAUCACAAACAAUUGAAGGAUAUCUUCUUUUCUUUGGCUAGAGCUUACACGAUAGAGAAGUUUGACUACCAUAUGACAGAGAUGUGCAAAAUUGAUCCGAGGGUGCAACCUUACUUGUUCGAAAUUGGCUACGAAAGGUGGUCUAGGGCAUACUCCAAAGUGAAAAGGUUCGAAAUUGGCUACGAAAGGUGGUCUAGGGCAUACUCCAAAGUGAAAAGGUCGAUGGUAUUGACUUCCAAUAUUGCAGAGUCAAUGAAUGCAGCAAACAAGGAUGCUAGAGAGUUACCAGUAAUGCGAUUGCUGGAGUACAUGACAAAUUUGCUACAACAGUGGAACAACAAAAACAUAAAAAGUGCAAUGGAGACAUCUACAGAGCUUGGCGAAAAGUACGACAAAAUACUUCGGGAAAAUCUGAUUGCAUCGGAGCAAAUGAAGGUGAGGCCUGCUACGGAGCAGUUAUAUACUAUGCUUGAAGGGGUAAGGGGAAACAUAGUGUGCCUUGAAGAGGGAACAUGCAGUUGCGACAAAUUUCAAAUGAAUGAACUUCCAUGUCCGCAUGCUUGGGCGGUUUUAAAGAACCAGCAGUUGAAACCUGGCCAGUAUUGCUCUUUUUACUACAAGAAGGAUAACCUCCUUAAAACUUAUGAAAUUCCAGUGAAUCCGAUGCCAGAUGAGAGUUUAUGGGUAAUCCCAAUAGAUGUGCUGGAAGAUGUGGUCCUACCACCUAAAGGGAGAAGGAAUGCAAGAAGGCCAAGAAAGGAAAGACUCAAACCUGCUUCAGAGAAAGAGUCUAAGAGGGCGUUUUCAUGUUCUGUGUGUGGACAAAGUGGUCACAAUAGAAAAACAUGUAGGAAUCGACCAAAAUAA
This is a messenger RNA of Nicotiana attenuata, 2118 nucleotides long. RefSeq lists its product as uncharacterized. NCBI's taxonomy places the organism in Eukaryota, Viridiplantae, Streptophyta, Magnoliopsida, Solanales, Solanaceae. Gene Ontology annotation, molecular function: zinc ion binding; nucleic acid binding. Bases 1 to 2118 code for a protein of 705 amino acids. The record is from RefSeq and is a predicted model, not a curated record. The transcript has 5 exons.